GCUGUCCGUGGUCAACCAGAGAGCAAGCGAGCACCCAGCACUGAUCAACGAUCACCAAUCACCGAGCACCGAGCACCAUGUCCCUGUCAAUGCCGGUGGGAGAGUUCUUUGAGAACAGUGAGAUUUUUGUGACAGGCGGUUCGGGUGUGGUGGGCAAGGCUUUGAUCGAGAAACUGCUUCGAUCAUGUAAUGUGCGGAGAAUCUAUGUCCUAAUGCGUACGCGUCAUCACUUGGGCGCCGAGGAGCGACUUCAGAAGAUGCGCAAGGCGCAUAUAUUCCAUGUGCUGAGGAAAGAGCGCCCUGAGCAGCUGGACAAAUUGGUGGCCAUAUCGGGUGACGUCUCAUUACCUGGUCUGGGCCUAGAUCAGGCAGCCAAGGAGCUAAUGAGCGAAGUAACCUUUGUGUACCAUUGUGCGGCCACAGUUCGUUUCGAUGAGCCCUUGCGGAAGGCCCUGCGCCUAAAUGUAGGCGGCACUCUGGAGGCCAUCAAGUUUGCUCAAACCUUAAAGAAUCUACGCAUGUUUAUGCACGUGUCGACGUUUUUUAGCAAUCCCUAUUUGGAGCGGGUUGAGCCCAAGCAUUACUCGUCCCCCAUGGACUGGCGCACGUGCUUAAGACUAGUGGAUAAGAUCCAGGACGAUGAUUUGUUGGAUGCCCUCACACGCAAUGUACAUUCCAGAAUUAUUGUAGGCUUCCCCAAUACCUACACAUUCACGAAGAAUUUGGCCGAAUCUCUGAUCAAUGAUUAUCGCGAGCAGCUGCCUGUGGUGGUCUAUCGCCCCUCGAUUGUUCUAUUCGCAGUGAAUGAUCCAAGUCCUGGCUUCGCCCCAUCACUGAUGGGUGCCAUGGGCUUGUUCUCACUUGUCGGUACUGGCAUCUUGAAGACUGUCUAUUUGGGCAAGAAUAUCCAUUUGGAUAUCACGCCGCAGGAUAUUGGAAUCAAGUCAAUGCUCUGCUACACACAAUCGGCCUACAAUUCGUAUCACCAGUCGGAUCCACCCAAAGAUCUUUUGGUCUUUCAGUGCUCCUCCCGUACCCACAUUCCGCAUACGUUCACCGAAAUGGCCGAGCAAAUGGAUAAUCUGAGCCUUUGGGAAGCGAUGCCCUUUCAGAAGAGUCUGCUCUUGCCCGGUUGCCAUUACACGGACAAACGUUGGCUCUAUCAGUUCUUGGUGUUCACCAAGCAAAUUCUUCCCGCUCUUCUGGUCGAUAUGUUGUUGAGUCUCUGUGGCCGUAAGCCCGUUGUCCUGGGCAUAGUGCGCAAGGCCUAUCUCACUCUGGAGGUGAUGAAGCCUUUUAUGUUCAACAACUAUCUAAGUCCGGGUACAACGAAUGUCAAAUACUUGAUCGACUAUAAUAGAGGCACGGACUUUGAAAUGGGAACGUAUGAAUAUCCCGUUACGAAUGAAUUAAUGGUUGUCAAAUGCCAGGAUAUGCUGCAAAGCAUUCGCCACGAUCUGCUCAAGGAGGAUCCCCGUACCCUGGAGCGAUCGAAGCGCAUUCUAAGAUUCAAAUUGUAUUUCUAUCAGGCCAUACGACUGCUACUCGUUUACAAGGUGCUCAAAUUUCUGUGGAUCUACUACUUCACUUAGUCUAAUGUCACCUGGACAUCAAAUUCAAAAAUGUAUAUGUAUACCAUAUACCCAUAUUUUUUGUGUAGUACUUAGUGAGCACUUUUCGAAACGUUUCCAUUUCAUUGCUAAAGAAAUUUUUAAAUAUCAAUUGAAAUAAAUAUACUUUUUUUUCAAUAUCCUGGAGCCAUGUGUAACUGGCUGGUUAAUUUGCUGACUCGCGGCUAUUGCAACCAGUGCAAGGAACGAUUCCGCAGACGUUUCCGGGCCUAUUUCGGACUCUUCUGCCCUUGCCGUAUAAUAACCUUUCUGUUAAGGUUGAUUAUCUCAAUUUUGGUGGUCACUUAUUUGGUCGUCCUGACCGAUGAAUACAUACAGAGAGCCCAGCAGAGCCGCAAGCAAGAUUCUAAUCCAUUGGUGGACGACCUAAUGCAGCUAGUGAACCAGAUGCGUUUGUACUUUAAGGAGCUGUAUAAUGAUUUUAUAACCCGUAAAUUGCCACGGGCAACCUCCAACUGGAUGUUAUUUUAAUUGCGUAAUGCGUAAAUAAAAAGAUUCGAACAUUUA
Molecule: messenger RNA, 2138 nt
Organism: Drosophila willistoni
Lineage: Eukaryota; Metazoa; Arthropoda; Insecta; Diptera; Drosophilidae
Gene: FarO
Product: fatty acyl-CoA reductase 1
Exons: 6
Coding region: 78-1592 (504 amino acids)
Biological process (GO): long-chain fatty-acyl-CoA metabolic process
Cellular component (GO): peroxisome
Molecular function (GO): alcohol-forming very long-chain fatty acyl-CoA reductase (NADP+) activity
Source: RefSeq, a predicted model, not a curated record